ACGGCACUUCCGGGUCUGGCCGUGAGGAGACGUUCCUGUGGGCGCAGCAUCCCGAGAUACAAAGAAGACCUCAACAAUGGCCGAUAUCUCCCUCUAUCUCACUAACGUAAAUGUGUCGAUAGGACGGAGCAUGGACGUGGGGCCGAAUCAGAGUCCAAACCCGGCCAACGACUUUGAGAGUGUGGAGCUGGAGGAGCUGGAGAGAGGAGAGCAGCAGAAGGAGAAGACACCCCGGCGCAUCAUCCAUUUCUCCAGUGGUGAGACCAUGGAGGAGUACAGCACCGAUGAGGAGGAUGAGGAGGCAGAGGACAAGGAGCCGGAGAGGAAGGACCUGCUGUCCUCCCCGGUCAAUGCGGUGAGGUCAAAGAUGACCUGGGGGCCUUUCUUCUGGUUCCAUAUGUGGAGAGCAGCAACAUCCACCAUCUCAGCCUGUGACUACCUCGGGGAGAGGAUGGCCUCCCUCUUUGGGAUAACGUCAGCCAAAUAUCAGUAUGCCAUUGAUGAAUACUACAGGAUGAAGAAAGAGAGGGAGGAGGAGAAAGAGGAAAACCGGCUGUCAGAAGAAGCUGAGAGAUCCUUUGAACACCUACAAUCUCAGGAAGAGGUGGACAAGCCAGUCACCGUGACGGACCACAUAGAGGUGGAGGUGGAGGUGACGGCCCCUCACCCCGAUCGGGCAGAGAAUGGAGAUCAGGCAGCUCUGAACACCAUCCGCGUCCCUGCUAUCGUGACAGCAAAUUAACCGUCCCCAGAAAAAGGAGCUUUGCUCCUCAGUGUCUGUUUUUUAAAGAAGGAACACCGUCUUGUUUCACCAGUCUGUUUGGUUUGUGUGUGUGUGACGCGGCUUUAGAUGGGCAGCGCUGCUGUACUGCGAUCGAAUGGCGAGGACAGCAGAGGUGCAGCAGCGCGGCAUUCGAGGAAUUAACUGCUGGAUAACGUGGUAAUGUAUUUUGAUCUUUGAAUAGAUUAAAAUUAACAAGGGGUGUGUUGUGGAAAAAAAAAAAAAGAAAUAUAACUCAACAAAUGUUUAUGUGCCAAUUGAUCUGCUAACAGUUUUCAUUCCAUCGUUUGCCCUUUCAGGGCAGGUUUCCAUUUUGAUAAGUUAUCCCCCCCCCCUCCGUGCUUCCGAUGGACCGGAUAUUGUGCCUAAACCACAGAUCCAGCCGAGACAGUGCAACUACUUGUCUUUGCAGACAUAAAACAGCCUUUAAUUCACUGAGUGCACUCCACGCUGGAUACUGUGUUAUAAAUAGGUUUUAAAGUAACUGCUGUUUUGUCCAGAUCAGGUCCUUCUUGGAACACCUGGCUGCACCAAAGAGCUGGCCGUUUGAACGCCCCUCACAUGCCGAUCGGUCCUCUCUUUCCCCUCUUAAUGUGUAUUAAGCUUGCGUUUCACUAAAUGUCUAUGGAAGCACUGAGCAGAUUUAGUCUGGGUUAUCAGAACGUCUGCAGACCACAGGGGCUGACUGACAUGUUUUAAAAAAGCAAAAAUGCAAUGGAAAUGUGUUUUGGUGAUCUGUGUUGCUCUUCUGAUCUGCCUUUUCUACUAUAAACACAAACAUAGUAGAUGUAAUGUGUAAGCCUUCGGUAAUGGCAGGGAGCAUUCUGACACUAAGUCUGUAUAAAAACAUGCAAACUUACAUUUUUAACUGUUUUUAGUACAAUUUUUUUAUAUUUAUGUAUUUAUUUUACUGAACUGAUUGAGCACUUAAUUUAGGCAUUUUUCUAUAGUUUUAGAUAACACUAUAAUAAACUGUUAAUAAAUUUA
This is a messenger RNA of Archocentrus centrarchus (flier cichlid), 1768 nucleotides long. RefSeq names its product protein FAM177A1-like. The record is from RefSeq and is a predicted model, not a curated record. The transcript is spliced from 5 exons. The coding region runs from base 77 to 742 and encodes 221 amino acids. NCBI's taxonomy places the organism in Eukaryota, Metazoa, Chordata, Actinopteri, Cichliformes, Cichlidae.